AACCAGGAAGUCCGCGUAGAGGAGGGAGCAGAGGAAUCACAACAGAACCACUACAUACUUGACAGCUCGGUUUUUGUGCUGUUCUGUUGUCUUGUUCUCAUCAAGAGCGGAUAUGUCCCGAAAAUCCAAAGACGAAUAUUACCGUUUUUUCAACGUGACCGACCCACGCACACACGAGAAAGGACACACCGAGUACAAAGUGUCAGCAAGGUUUGUGUCCAAGCGUCAUCCCGAAGAUGUGAAGGAGGUGGUCGUGUGGAGGAGGUUCUCGGAGUUGAAAAAGCUCCACGGAGAGUUGGCCUACACGCACAAGAACCUGUUCAGAAGAGAGGAGGAGUUUCCACCGUUCCCCCGCGCUCAAGUCUUUGGGAGGUUUGAUGAAGCUGUGAUUGAAGAGAGGAGGACAGCUACAGAGGCCAUGCUUCUGUUUACUACCAGCAUACCUGCACUCUACAACAGCCCACAGCUCAAGGACUUCUUCAGAGGUGGUGAGGUCACAAGGCCUCUGGAUCCAACGCCGAGCUCCUCUGAGGGGACUCUUCCUCCCCCUCUCAUCCCCCUUCCCGAGCGCAGGGCCUCAGACUGUGAACCUGCAGAGGAGGAGGAAGGGAGGGAGGCACCAACCUUACCCCAAGACCUGGGAACCAACGUUGGAUUGGAAGUGGGAGAACCGGAGGUCGCAACAGAGGCUUACAGCGAGAUGGGAGGCUCCCCGAGAGAAGAGGAACAAGAGGAGCUUAGCGAUACAGAGCUAAAUAACAGCGGUAUAGUCCCGUCACCAGAGCCGUCCCCAGUGAGAAAACACCAGUCGCAAGAGUCCCAGGAAGAGUUUGAUUCCCUGUUCGACUCUGUAGCAGAGGAACGAGUCCCAUCCCCAAAGGAGGAAGGGCCACCUCCACUUUCUGAUAAUGACUUGGCUAUCUUUGAUCCCUGCCAUAAACAAGAUGAAUCCAGUCCCUCCUGCGACUACUCAGAGUUGUUCUCGUUGCCGCCAUCCAGUCUGGACGGCGGUGACGUGGGCUACCUGAAUCAAGCUGCGACUGAGCUCACUGCUGCUAUGGAGAUGGAGAAGGAGGGAGAAUUCAACUCAGCCAUUCGUGGAUACAGGAUGGCGGUGGAUAUACUGAUCACUGGAGUACAGGGAGACCCAGAUCCCGUAAGAAAAGAGUCUGUGAUGAGAAGGACGGCCCAGUAUCUGAAGCACACAGAGAUGUUGGUCGACAGGCACUCCUCACCCACACACACUCACACGCCUACACACACACAUACACAGGCCCCUUAGAUGCACCAAAAAAUAUUUAUACACCCUGUUGAACACAAAUGAAGGCAGAACAAAGACAAAGAAGCUCAGGGUUGUGACACACGCGCACAUAUCACAUACAUACUGGAUCACCGAGUUUCAAAACACAAGCUCCUUCAGGUACAAAACUAGAAACUAACAAGCACACACACACACACACACACACACACACACACACACUUGUAGGACACACUCCAGAGGUACAAAAACAGGAAUCUCUGAAAUGUUAAAAGUAAAUUUAUGCUUGUAACUUAAUGGAUCAUUCACCUCUUUUUCUAUCUAUCUCUCCAUCUGUUUCUACCUUUCUCUUGUUUAAAUAUUGGCCUUCUUUUUACAAAGCUUUCUUGUGAAAUACAGUAACGUUUAAGUAUAUCUGUAAUUUGCAUUUUGCACAAAACUAAUGUCUUGUUAAUAAAAGAUUUUAAUUUAAGGCGA
This is a messenger RNA of Labrus bergylta (ballan wrasse), 1735 nucleotides long. It is a transcript of the gene snx15, whose product is annotated as sorting nexin 15. Lineage: Eukaryota; Metazoa; Chordata; Actinopteri; Labriformes; Labridae. Gene Ontology annotation, molecular function: phosphatidylinositol binding. The record is from RefSeq and is a predicted model, not a curated record.